AUGCAGAACCCUCGGGCAGUGACAGUGAGCGGGGAGUGCGCUCAAGCGCUGCUGCCCGCAUUUGCCGCGUGCGCUGCGGAUACGGUGCAGGCUGCUGCAGAGCUGCCGGGGUGUUGCGAGGGGCUUGACGCGCUGCCCCAGGCCUGCCAGGACGCCUUCUUGUUCACGGGGAUAGAGGAGGGCGGCGGCGACAGUGACAUAGAGGAUCUGUUCCAGGCCUGCGCCAUUGGCGAACUCACCAUUAUGCCCGCCAACGACACCAGCGAUUCGUCACAGUGCACAUCCGUCGUGGCCGCCGCCGGCGACGCAUGCGAGGGCAGCGCCCAGCUCGAGCCGGGCUCCCCCUGCUGCGAUGGGUUACUGGGGCUGGGGCUGGAGUGCCUCGUUCAGUACAAUGCCUUCGUUGCAAACAAUGAGACGACGGCCACUGAGCUGGCCCAGGUGCUGGAGGGGUGCGAAAUCGAUCUCACAGCGAUUGCAAACAGCACUGACGCGGGGUGA
Molecule: messenger RNA, 501 nt
Organism: Chlorella variabilis
Lineage: Eukaryota; Viridiplantae; Chlorophyta; Trebouxiophyceae; Chlorellales; Chlorellaceae
Product: expressed protein
Exons: 3
Coding region: 1-501 (166 amino acids)
Source: RefSeq, a predicted model, not a curated record